CUGCCGUCGCGCUGGGCACCCGCCCCGCUCCACCGGCCCCGAUCCUCCCGCGCGGCAGGCGGGGCCGCCCCUCGCCAGCGGCCCCCCCCCGGAAAACACCCACUGACUCAGCCCCUUCGGCGCAGGCGCCCCUCUCCACGCAUGCACCUGCUCCCCUACCGUUCCAGCCGCGCAUUUGCAGCGGCGAGCGCGCCUGCCGUUUGCCUCUCUCCCGGCCGCGCGUCCCGUUAUCCCGGGAAGGGAGGAGGAGCCGGAGGCGGAGGCAGCGGCCUCUGCCGCCGGGCAGGAUGUCCUGCUGCCGCCGCCGCUGCUGAUUCAGGCCAAGAGCAGAGGAUGCUGCGCCCUGGCUGGAGGUGAGCGCGUCCCUGCGCGGAGCAGCCGCCGCCGUGCGCCCCGGCGUGGGAGGCGAUGUUCCCGGCCCGCGAGGCAGCCCAGCAGCCCGGGGCGGGCUCCCCGAGCCCCGUCGAGGUUUCCCCGCCGGGCAGCGGCGCCGGCAGCCCGCCGGCGGCGGCCUCGCCGAGCGACGACGCCGAGCUGGGCGGCUGCAGCAAGGAGGAGCUGGUGCGCCGCCUGCGCCGCGAGGAGGCCGAGAAGCUGGCGGCGCUGGUGCAGCGCGGCCGCCUCAUCCAGGGCGUCAACCGGCAGCUGCAGGAGCACCUCCGCGAGAUCCGCGAGCUGAAGGCGGUCAACGGGCGGCUGCAGGCCGAGAACCGCGAGCUGCGCGACCUCUGCGGCUUCCUCGACGAGGACCGGCUCAAGGCCAAGCGCCUGGCGCGCCACUGGCAGCUCUUCGGCCACCACGCGGCGCAGGUGCUGCGCGACGAGGUGGCCGCCUGCCUGCGCAAGCUGGCCGGCCUGGAGGGCCUGCAGGAGCGGCUGGCCACGGAGAACCUGGAGCUGAAGGAGCUCUGCCUGGCCCUCGAGGAGGAGUGCGCCGCCGCCGCCGCCGCCUCCUCGCCCGGCGGCCGGCCCGACGCCAGCCUGCCCAGCCCCGGCGGCGGCUCCUCCGAGCUCAGCCUGCCCUGCGAGCCCCGCGACCUGGGCGACGGCAGCUCCAGCACCGGCAGCGUGGGCAGCCCCGACCAGCUCCACCCCGCCUGCUCCCCCGACGACUGAGCCCGCCCGCCGCGGGGGCGCCCACGCGAGGCCGACACCCCCACGCGACGGCUUCGAGGGAGCCCCGGAGGGGCGCCGCUUGGCCUCCCUCCGCGCGGCCUCAGCCCCAUCCUGAGCCGGGGGGUGUGUGUGUUUCGCGCGUGGGAGGACUGGAACCCCAGCCUGACGCUGGCGGCUGUGCGUCCCUGUGGCUUGCUGCGUUGGUGCCGCCCGGAAUGGAUGCAGCAAGCUCCUGGAUUAGGUUGUGACUCUGAUUUUAUUUUAUUUUAUUUUAUUUUGUAAAGCCACUCCUGAGUGGAAGCGACUUCCCUCUUCCUAGACGUCGUCUCCUCCUUGGAAUAGUGUUGGCUUCCAGCGGCUGUCCAGACAAACAGCUCUCUGUGGGGUGGUGGGUUUUGCUGGCUUGCUUCCCAUCCCAACAGAAAUGGACCCCCCCCCCCCGCCUUUCUGACAUGCCAGCAGCGUCAGAUAUGGUGGGGCCCUUUUCUUGGAUCCAGCCUGAUUCGACCGAGGCAUCUUUCCGGCAUCACUUCCUGGGAGUGAAGGUAGCAAGCUUUGGGACUGCAUAGAAACCUUCUUCAGGCUGGCCCGGUAGCUGUUCUUGCUGGCGUUUGGAAACUGGGGCCCCCUCUUCUGGGGGGCCUCUUCUGGAAAAUGGACUUCUCCCUGCUAAUUCAUCCACCCACCCCAACCCUGGGGGGGACUGAAAGCCCUGUACCCGAUAUGUACUGGCCAGGGACGGUAUAGAGCAAAGAAACAGAGACUAGUUGAUUCCAACAGCUUGCUAGUGAUUAAAGCAAUGGAGAUAUUGUGGGAGGGCUGGACACGAUGCUAGCUGGGGCUUUGUUUGGAGGUGUUAAGCAGCAGGAUUGGGGGGGUGGGGGCAUAAGAGAGUUGAGCCGGACUCAGAAAAGUCCUGAGUCCAGAUUUCUAGCUUGUCUCAUUCUUCUCUUCUGCCCCCCGCCCCCCAGUGCCAGUUUUAAAUAUCUCCUUUGGAAAGAGUACCUGCUUUACCCUGGCAUGGCCAAGCGGGGGCUGGGAAACCCUGUUUGAAACCUUGGAGAGAGCCGCUGCCAGUCAGAGCAGACAGUCCUGAACUAGAGGGACCAAGGGCCAGGCUCAGUAGGAGGCCGCUUCCUUGGUCCAUAAUAUUUGAAGAGAGGCCCUAGCUCAGCGGGAAAGCAUCUGUUUUGCCUGCGGUUCCCAGGUUCAGUCCCUAGUAGUAGUCUCUCGGUAGGACAUGAAAAGAUUCUUGCCUGAAAUUGACGAGGGAUGCUGCCAGUCAGUGUAGGCAGUACUGACUCAGUAGGCAGCAUCCCAUGUCCCAUGUCAGGCUCUUCAGAAGUGGAUAUCUGGUUGGCUCACUUAAAAGGAAGUAUUUUGAAAGGACAAGUCACCCCUCCCUCACAAUUUGGGGGAAUUAGAGAAAGACCCUAGAGGAAAUUACUGUCACUCCCACAGUUAUUCUAGGAUAUUUUGUGAGUGUAAGGACCUUCGAAGGAUCGGUUCUCCAGUGUGCACUUCCCUUGUCUUCUCCCUAGGCAUAUAUGGGGUGGCGCGGGUGGGGGGGUUGUCCUUCCUAAACAGUGCACUAUUCAGAUAUCCUUCUGCCCAGCAAAUAGCUUCUAGGGUUCUUCUGUUUGAUUAAAAUUGGUGGUCUUAGGAACCCCCCUCCACCUGAGCAGCAGGGCACAUAGCCGGAGAAAUGCCAGAACUGGAACUGUGUAUAUUAAGAACAAGCUUUAUUUGUACGACUCCCACAGAUGGGCAUGGAAAAACGGCUUUCACGGGACAAACUGCCGUUCGGCAGAAGCCGCAAGCUUCAGGGCUUCAUAGAACUCUUCGCCGGUGUCGGUCAGAGAUGAUUCGGAAGCAAAGUCCAUCUGGGUUUGUUUUUCAAGACCCCCAGGCCUGGGAAUCUAGCAUCCUUUCCCUUUUCAAGGAUUUCCCCAGGAUGCAGCCAGAUAUUGUAGGGGGAUAUCCUGUUAUCUUGGGACUGGGGGAGCAAUGUUGGAUGUGAGACGUUUCAGGUUCCAAAUAAAUGUUUGAAAUUUG
This is a messenger RNA of Hemicordylus capensis (graceful crag lizard), 3171 nucleotides long. RefSeq names its product coiled-coil domain containing 85B (gene CCDC85B). The transcript has a single exon. Gene Ontology annotation, biological process: negative regulation of DNA-templated transcription. Bases 409 to 1116 code for a protein of 235 amino acids. The record is from RefSeq and is a predicted model, not a curated record. Gene Ontology annotation, cellular component: nucleus. NCBI's taxonomy places the organism in Eukaryota, Metazoa, Chordata, Lepidosauria, Squamata, Cordylidae.